CUUGAAGCAGGGAAGAAGGCGCGUCUCGGUGUGGACUGUGCAUGCGGUUCGUACCUGAAUUAUAGCACUAAAAGUCUAUUUAGAGCUACGCAAACAGUUCGGUAACGUACAGGAAUGAAAUAUAUUAGUAAAUAAUUAUACAGGAUAGAAUGUGAUAAGUGCAACCUUAAAAAAUAUCUGUUUGAAGUUAUACUUUGAAGGUUUCGCUUCUAAGUGAUUUUCAUUGACCAGAAAUAUGAAGAAAAACUAAAAUUUAUGCCUUUAUGAAUUGUUUUAUACAUGGUAGAAAACAAUGGAGCAUUGUUCAAGGAUUAUAUUGCAAUUUUUGAUCGUUCUGUUACUGUUCUGUUUAAAGUCAUGGGCACUUGGGCAAGUAUAUAAUCUCAGUGUGUCUUUUGUGGAGGGUUUACCUGUAGGAACCAGAGUAGGGGACAUAAGAGCCGCUUUUCCUCCAGGUGUACAAAGCAGUGGGUUCUUCAUAUCCGAGAGCACAGACUCGGACAUUUUCCGUGAUCUGAAAAUAGAUUCAGAGACAGGAGUCAUUUCUACAUCUGCAGUUUUGGACCGUGAGCGCAGAGACAGAUAUGAAUUUUCUGUUACAAGUCUGAGUGGACAGGUGAUCAGGGUUCACGUGGUGGUUAAAGACAUAAACGAUCACGCACCUGUGUUUCCUGAAGCAAUUGUGAUGCUUAACAUGUCCGAAUGGACCCCAACUGGGACAACAUUUCACCUGGAUGCUGCAGGAGAUCAGGAUGAGGGCAGGUUUGGCAUUCAGGGGUACAGAAUUUUAGAAAGUAGCACACAGGAAGUUUUCAAACUGGACGUCCAGAGUAUGGAUUUAGUUCUUGUGAAAGAGCUGGAUAGAGAAACUGAGAAUUUCUACAAUCUGACCAUUGAGGCUUUUGAUGGUGGGGUACCACCAAAAACUGGGUACUUGCAAGUUAACGUUAAUGUUUUGGAUGAAAACGACAACCACCCUGUGUUCAAUCAGACUGACUAUCAAGCUUUUAUUUGGGAAAACACCCCUAUUUUAGCCCCUGUGUGCCAGGUAAAUGCGUACGACCUGGAUAUUGACUCUAAUGGCCUCAUCACUUAUGAGAUCAACCAGAGCAACUCGGGCGAGUUUUUCAUUAUCGACAAAUAUACAGGUAUCAUUCGAGUGCAUAAGAUUCUGGACUAUGAAACCAGGAGAUCUUUUGAGCUGGUUGUAAUAGCUCAGGAUCAUGGAUCUCCUUCGAAAUCCAGCAGUGUGUUUGUAGAAAUCAGGAUUCUGGACGUCAAUGAUAACAGCCCCAAUAUCAGCAUUGUGUUUUUGAGUGAAAGUGGAGAUCCAGAGGUUUCUGAAGGUGCUGGUUAUGGAGAUUACGUGGCCAGAAUCAUCAUUUCAGACCCUGAUUUGGGAGAACUGAACAAAGUCAGCGUUCUUCUCGAAGGUGGAGAGGGGAAGUUCAGCUUGAAGUUUGUAGAUGAGUUUGUGUAUGCUUUAUGUGUGGAAGGUGCACUUGACAGGGAGGAAAAGGAUCAGUACAAACUCACCAUCAUCGCCUCAGACUUCGGUUCUCCUCCUCUGAGAAGCGAGAGGACGUUUGUUCUAAGGAUUUCUGAUGUGAACGAUAAUGCACCGGUUUUUGAGCAAAAAAUCUAUGAGUCAAACGUUUUUGAGGAUGCUGCUGAAGGAAGCUCAGUGAUACAGGUCAAGGCCCAUGAUGAUGAUGAGGAUUCUGGGAUAUCAUACUCCAUUUUACAGUCAGAUCAAAGUUUUCUGGUGAGCAUUGACCCCCUGACUGGUAUCAUCAGCACUGCUGCAGGUUUGGACCGAGAGCGAGAGUCAGAUCUGGUGUUUUUGGUGGUGGCUGUGGACUCUGGCUUUCCUCCUUUAACCUCCACAGCUACUGUUAGCGUCUGUGUCGAGGAUGUCAAUGAUAACGGCCCUGUGUUCCAACAGCAGAUCUACAACACCACCAUUCGGGAACAUUUUGCCAUUGGAAGCUGCUUUAUCCAGGUAACUGCUGAGGAUGCUGAUGGUGGCGAGUUUGGAUCGGUGCGUUACAAUUUUUCAGACGCGUUUAACACUGAAUACGCACACAAACUGUUUCACAUCAACCCCAUUACUGGAGAGAUCUGCGUGUCUCGUGACAUCGAUCGCGACGGAGGCCUGGUGAACUUUGACCUUUUGGUAAAAGCUGAAGACCAAGGAGGCCUCGGCUCACAGAUGUAUCUUCAUGUGGAUGUGGAGGAUGUGAACGAUAACGCUCCUGAAUUUAACCCAGAGAAAUACAUCACAAGCUUGAGUAGGAACACUCAGCCUGGAGCUGAAAUCCUCACCGUCUUUGCCACUGAUCGAGAUUCGGGUAUCUACGGACAAGUCUCAUACGAGCUUCUCCCUGGAGACCAUGCAUCUUUUUUCUCUGUGAACGAAUCCUCAGGCACACUCUCCGUCUCCUCUAGUCUCUCUGAGCUCGGUUCUGGAAGUGUGCAACUUGCUGUCUCCGCCCGUGAUGGAGUGGGUGUGGCUUCUCCAAGACCUGCUGACAUCAUCAUCAACAUUCUGAACGCUGGCCAAGCCCCUGCACUCUUCCAAAAGUCCUACUACAGCUUCUCUGUGUCUGAAGAUUCUCCUCCCGGCACCUCGGUGGGGAAAGUCCAGGCUGUAAAACCUCAUGAUUUGGUGGAUGCUCACAUGUAUCGAAUCUCCUCUGGUAACCCUGAGGGAUUUUUUUCUUUGGAUUCCCAGUCUGGUGUGAUCUAUACCAACAUUCCACUGGAUCAUGAGUCCCUACCAAGUGCACUUCUCACUGUUCAAGCUCACAUUAAUACUCAAGCCAUCUAUAGCACCGCUCAUGUCCACAUCAUCAUCACAGACAUCAACGACAACCCACCUGUCUUCCCAAUGAGCCUGGACUUCAUCACAUUAUCCCAUAAAGCUCUUCCUGGGACGACGGUCUACGUGGCACACGCUCAUGACAGCGACAGUGACGCUAAUGGACAGAUUCGCUACUCUCUGCAUCCUGAGAGCCAGUUAUUUGCUAUUCAUCCUCAUUUUGGGACUUUAACACUAAAGAGCAGCAUUACAGAAGACACUCCACAUAGAUAUGAGCUCAAAGUGGUGGCUGAAGAUGAAGGAAAUCCAUCAUUAAGUGCCUCAAUGAGCCUUAUGGUGGAGCUUGACUCUUCAACGAACGUGAAGGAUGUGCUAGCCUUCGAGACGCUAAUUUAUCAAGUGGACAUUGGAGAAAAUGCUCAAAGUGGCACUCGUGUGAUCCAAGUUCGCGCCCAUGGGAUCAAAUCACAGUCUGGGUCACCUUUACCCAGAAUCCUCAGCUACUCUAUAGAGCCUCUGUCCACAACGUUGCCGUUUCUUAUCCAGCCUGAGAGCGGCUGGAUCUUCGUGGCUCGCAGUCUGGAUUACGAGUCGGAGAAGACGUACAGAUUUUACAUUCGUGCCACAGCUCGAGGCAGUGAUGAAGAAGUGAGCACAUUAGCCACCGUCAUCAUCUCAGUGCAGGAUGAAAAUGAUAACAAUCCAGUUUUCAGUAGAGACAGAUACUUUUUCAGCGUCCCAGAGAGUCUGAACCCCCAUGGCCUGAUGGGACAUUUGAACGCUACAGAUAGAGAUUCAGGGAAAAACGGACAGCUGUCCUAUAUCCUCCUGUCUGACACCAAACACUUCCGCAUUGACUCUAAAACAGGUGGGCUGAUUAACUGGGUGGCUUUGGAUCGAGAGCUUCAAGCUCAUCACACGCUGACAGUCUUAGUGACUGAUCACGGUCAUCCUCGCCUCAACUCCACCACAACCGUCCAUAUAACCGUGACCGAUAUCAACGACAAUCCACCUCAGUUCACGCACCAGGAGAUCAGUCUGCAGGUAUGUGCUGACCUUCCUGUCCGGUCAGUGAUUGCUAGCAUGUUUGCUAAGGACCUGGAUGCAGGAGAAAAUGGGACAGUUACAUUUUCUUUAAGAGCAGAUGAUGGAAAGGGUCAUUUUGAGAUUGACAGCCAGAGUGGAGAAAUCAAGGUUACAGGAAGAUUUGACCGAAACCACCAGACGAGCUACACCAUCGGGGUGGUUGCUACAGACAACAGUGCUGCACCUAUAGAGCAGACGGCACUUGUGCACAUAAAGGUCCACACAUGCUCUCAGGUGCAAGGACAUAAAGUGGGUAGUCGUGAAUUUUUGGGUCUCCGAUGUUUAACCGUCAGAGAGGAUGCCAGCGUGGGAUCUCUGAUUGGCUCGCUUGGAAUUUCCAGGGGAAACGGUCAGCUGCUGCGCUACACUGUCGCUAAUGGAGGUGGAAGUUCGCACUUUACUACUGAUGCAGCGAAUGGGAACAUUUAUCUAGCAAAGCCUUUAGACUACGAGACAAAUCAGCAGUACCAUUUUGAAGUUCAUCCCAAUUUUAACUCCACCGUUUUAGUGUCUGUCAGCAUAACUGAUGUAAAUGACCACACCCCCAGUUUCCCUGGCAACAACAACAUUGUGGUAUUUGGUGUUCAGGAAGAUGUCACUGUAGGAACCGUUGUGUACAUCUUCAAAGCAGUUGAUGGUGAUGCGACUCUUCGUAACAGUGCUGUACGUUACACGCUAAACUUUGACCCGAACCUCACUGCAGAGAAGCUGCCAUUCAGGAUUGACCCUGACACUGGGGCGGUCCUAAUAGCUUUUCCAUUGGAUCGUGAGCGCAAUCAAAGUUUUGCCUUUGUCGUCACUGCCAACGACAGCAGAUACAUUGACUCUGUGACGGCUCAGGUGUUCUUAUUGGAUGUCAACGACAACAGCCCCACCUUCAUUUCAAACGAAACUGUUCACAUAGCAGAGGACACAGAGGUCGGGAGUCUUCUACAUCAUUUCCUGGCCAGAGAUGAAGAUGAAGGAGUGAACAGUCAUGUAAGCUUCAGUCUGAUCUCUGGAAAUGAAGCUGGAGUCUUUCGUUUGGAGAGAUCAGGUCACUUGUAUUUGAACUCCUCUCUGGACUAUGAAACCCAGCAUGUCUUUGGGCUCACAGUCCAGGUCUUAGAUAGCGGGACACCGUCUCUUUCCUCCACUCAGACGCUGACUGUGCUGCUGGUGGAUGUGAACGAUGAGACACCGCAGUUUGAACAGAAUCUUUAUCGAGCCAGCGUGAUGGAGAACAGGGAGCCAGGUGAAGCAGUGAUCACAGUCAGAGCAGUAGAUCUGGACUCAGGUGAGAAUGCUAAUAUAAGCUACAGCCUCUUCCCUGGCACAGGUUAUGAGUUUUUCAGCAUUGACUCACAAUCUGGUCGUAUCAGCACCGCCACAAAGCUGGACCGGGAACUGCAGCACAGCUUCACUCUCAGAGUUCAAGCAGAGGAUGCUGGGAUUCCUGCUCUCUCCAGCACAACUAUGGUCCUCUGUUCUGUGCUUGAUGACAAUGACAAUCCACCUGAGUUCUCCCAGUCGUUCCUCCACAUCGUUAUACCAGAGAAUCUCCCUCUGGGGGUCAUUCACACUGCUGUGACCUUUGACCCUGACAGCGGGAUCAAUGGAACGGUAUUCUACGCUAUAGAGAAUACUUUUGGAGAUUUUUUUAUUGACACAGAGACUGGAGCUGUCAGCACUACUAACUCUCUGGAUAGAGAGAAACGUUCUAAUUACACACUCCUUAUUAAGGCUGCUGAUCAGGGCUCUGCCCCUCUCACCUCCAUUGCCACUCUUUCUAUAAGCCUCUCAGAUGAGAAUGACAACAGUCCGGCUUUUGAGCAAACUUCCUACCAUGCCAUUGUUAGCGAAGACCUUCCUCCUGGCAGUGAGAUUAUCCGUCUUACUGCUCGAGACCCAGAUGUAGGUCAAAAUGCUGAGGUCACCUUCUCCUUGAUUGACGACGAUUCCGGGACAUUUUCUGUUGACUCCUCGACAGGAGCUGUGCUUUUAACGAAACCCCUGGACCGAGAAAUUCAGUCACAGUACAAUCUCCGUGCUGUAGCGACCGACGGCUGUAGUCAGGGUCCGCGUAGUUCUGUCGUAACUGUCAGUGUUGAGGUGGGGGAUGUUAAUGAUAACAUGCCUCACUGCAUUAACGACCCAAUAAGGGCAUCGUUUAGCGCAGAAUAUAACCAAACUGUCGCCGUGGUGACAGCACAUGAUCCAGAUCGAGGUGAAAACGGGACAGUGGUGUUCAGGUUAAUGAAUGAAGACGAGAAAUUUCAGAUUGACCAAUUGACUGGAGUGGUGCAGGCAAAAUCUCCAAUGAAGUCCAACGUACCUGGGACGAAGGUGCUGAAGGUUUGGGCCACAGAUUUGGGCUCACCUGCUCUCACCUCCACCUGCCUUGUGAUAAUUACCCUUAAUGGAGAUGAGCCUCUGCUGCAGUUUACAGAGAAACACUAUGAAGUGAGCUUACCUGAGAACAGCCCUACAGGCUCCUGGGUGGGAAACAUUGUAGCUCAUGAUCAAAGUGCUACAGAAAUCACAGUGAAGUACAGUGUUUUUAGCGGCAAUGAGAACAGAGCGUUCAGCAUGGACGCAAACACAGGGGAUAUAACAGUUAGAGAUCAGCUCCUGUUGGACUUUGAGAGGGAGCGUGAGAUUCAUCUGGUGGUUUUGGCAGAAAAUGGCCACCAUUCAAGCCACGCCAGAGUGACUGUCACUCUACAGGAUUUAAAUGACAACGCUCCAGUGUUUAAACAAAGUUACUACAGAACUGCAGUCUGGGAAGGACAGAUUCCUAACACUUACGUCAUGCAGGUGUUAGCAGUGGAUGCUGACAGCGGUGUGAAUGGGCAGAUAGAUUAUUCCAUAGUGGAUGGAAAUCAAAACAAUGUCUUCAUUAUCGACUCUGUGCGUGGGAUUCUGGCCACCAGUGCAGUCCUUGACCGAGAAAUCAUCUCCUCUUACAAAUUGAUUGUUGAGGCUAAAGACAGGGGAAAUCCUGCUCUGAUGGAAACAUGCACUGUUCAGGUUCAGGUUGUGGAUGUUAACGACAACAGACCAGUGAUACGAGUUGUGGAGCCUCUAGAGGUCCCUGAGAAUUAUCCACCUGGCCAUAUCAUUUUCCAAGUAAUGGCCUCUGAUGCAGAUCUUGAUCCUUCGAUCACCUACAGCUUGUCACAAACAGAGGAGGCAAAUGAGAGCUUUGCCAUUGACUCCUAUUCUGGAAUAAUCACAUCUAUCAAAAGUCUGGAUUAUGAGAAGCAGAAUAUGCACAUACUGAAUAUAGUGGCAUCCGAUUCAGUGCAUCUGACAGAGGCACAGAUAACUAUUAAAGUUUUGGAUGUAAAUGAUAAUGCACCAGUGUUCUCUCAGGAGUUUUACCAGGUAUUGUUGCCAGAGCUGACACCUGCAGAUGUGUUUGUGUUGGCUGUAUCAGCUACAGACAGAGACUCCGGUCUGAAUGGCAAGAUCUCCUACAGGCUUCUCUCCUCCACAAAGGAUGGCUUUUAUAUCAGUCAAGUAAAUGGUUCCAUAUAUACCAGCAAACCUCUGAAGUAUGCAGCUGGCAGCAGCAUCAUUCGGCUUCUGGUGGAAGCUCGGGACGGAGGCGAUCCUGGUCUGUCUAGUGUCACGUCUGUAGAUAUAGACGUGCAGGACUCCAAUGAUCAUGCACCUUUUUUCCAGCACAGCACAUACAAGGUGAGUGUGUGUGAGGACACAUCUGUUGGAAGUGUACUUCUUAACCUGCUGGCUCAUGACCAGGAUUAUUCUGAGGAAAACACCCACUUAGACUUUACCAUUACUGGGGGAAAUGAGGAGAGGCGUUUCUGCAUUGAAGCCGCUCUUGUGCCUACAGAGUUCCAGAAAAGUUUUGUGGGUUAUUUAGUGCUGUGUGAUACUCUGGACAGAGAGACCACAGAGACAUACUUGCUGACUGUUACUGUGAUGGAUAGAGGAGUGCCUCGGCUAAACAGCUCAACAAUAGUCUCAGUCACUGUGCUCGACAUCAACGACAAUGAACCAGUUUUUAGCAGCUUGGAAUACUAUGUACAAGUUAGUGAGAACAAUCAGUUAAGUACUUUCCUGGUCUUGGUGUCUGCUCAAGAUCUAGACCUUGGACCAAAUGGCACCGUAAGGUAUGACAUCAUAUCUGGUAACAGUAAAGGGUUGUUCCAGUUGGAUUAUCAAACAGGUACACUGGAAGCCAGUGGCACCUUGGAUUAUGAAGACGAAACUAAACACAUCUUAACUGUCCAAGCAUCAGAUGGUGGUGGUCCAGACAACAGGAAAGUGUCCUUUGCAGUGAUAUUCAUCACAGUGCUUGAUGAGAAUGAUCAUUUGCCCUUCUUUAGGUUCCCUACUAUUAAUUGUUCAGUAGCAGAAAACUUACCUGCUUUUACUCCAGUUUGUGUGGUCCAUGCUAUUGAUCAAGAUGCAGGGAGUUUUGGCUUGCUUACCUACUCCAUUCUGACCUCCUGUUUCAUGGACUAUGGCAUUGAAAACCAAGACAUGAAUGAGGCCUUCACCAUUGACCCUUUCACUGGAGAAAUCCAUACCAAACAAAUAUUUGACUAUGAGAGAGUAAGUGAAUACUGUUUUGUGGUAGAAGCCAUAGACAAAGGAGAUCAAGCUGCUAUGGUGAGGGUUCAGGUGGACAUUGAAGGUGUGGAUGAGUUCAGUCCAGUGUUUACCCAGAAGCUGUAUUAUUUCACUCUGCCAGACAAUGAAAUUGUGGGCCAAAGCAUUGGUUAUGUGACAGCCAUGGAUUACGAUAAGGGUCUGGAUGGCAUUGUGGAGUACAAUUUAGUGAAGCCAUCCCGCUUUUUCAGUGUCAACAAGAACACUGGCAGUAUCUAUAUAUCAAACCCAGUGUAUCAAGGAAGAGGCAACUCAGCCACCAGUGAGGCUGUUGAAGACUUUUUGAUUGUGGCAAGCAGUCCAAGGCCUGAUUCCAGGUCAACGGCUUGCCGUGUUGUUGUAAAUAUUUCCAAUUCAGCAGAAGCACUAACCAGUGUUGCUGUUCGUGUCCAGACUGUCAGCCUUAGUGUUUCUUUUGCAGUGUUCCUCUUGCUCUUUAUAAGUAUAAUUGCUCUCAUAUUAAGGUACAAAACUAAAACGAAUCAGCUUAAGAAGACUGUUUUAUUAGCUGCUAAUGUCAAGCGUAAUCCUAUAACAUGUAACAAAACUUGUGGCUUAAGUCAAGAUAUUCGAGGAAAUAAUGACCCAUUCAGGAACUCUGGCUCAAGUGGACGAGGCUCUGCAGAGGGUGAGACUGCUGAAGAUGUUAUGAUAAGCGAGUACCGGUGUCUCAAGCAACCUGAUCCAGUCAUGACUGAGUCAGAAUUGGGGAUUUCUCUUGACCGGAUUUCCUGCAAUUCGGCUGACACAUAUCUUGGAAAACGGCAAAUGGUGGGAAUGCCCAGUGUUGAGAGUCUGUAUAAUUUUAAAGAAGAAGGAGGAGGUGAAGGGAUGUUGCCUCAUGCGGUCAACAUGAUUGAGAUGGAUGAGGUCAUAAGAAGCUACCAAAAUAUUGAGCACCAAAAUAUCAUCAAGGGAUCCCUCAGUAAUCUGGUUUGCCCAGAGAAGCACCUGAAUGGUAACUGUAACUGGGACAAACUUGGAAAUUGGAAGCCUUAUUUCCAAUUCCAGCCAAUUAUCUUUGCCAACAAAAGCAUGCUUCUUGAAAAGGAACCUAGGGAAGGUGCAAUUAACAUGGAGCUUCAUAGCCUUCUGCACCUACCUUCCCAGCCAAACCUUCACAACACACCUUCUACGAUACCACAAAGAAUGGAAUCAUUUGGUAAAAAGCCCCUUAACCCCAAGUAUAAAUAUUCAUGUUUGCCAAAAAACCCAGGAAUAAAUAAUUUUGGUAUGACCUCUGACCUUUCUCCUUCUCCAUCCCUUCUAACUCUGAGAACAACUAACGCUUCUCCUGUGGUCUCAGAAACUGGACUGGGUAGCGUUACCAAAAUAGCAUCACCACUAAAAGAUGUCUUGGAUGAUGCAUAAAUAUAAGUGUAUAGUUAGUAUAUAAUUUGCAAUUAUUUGCUGUGCAAUGUAAUAAAUAUAACUACAUUUUAAAUACAUUUUUGUUUUUUUGUAUAUUAAACUGGAUAAUGAAAAAGGCAUAUAGUGAUUUUGCUUUGCAGUUGGUUUCUGUUGCUAACUAGUUUAUCAUUUCCCAUUAGAUAUAAAUUGGUAUAGUGUUGGAUAACCUACAUAUGCAUUAAAUUAGUAAUAUUAUUCAAACCAGACUUGACAUAAAGUACAAAACCCUAGUAUAUUUGACAUUUAAACAUUUUAGAAAGUGUUUAAAUGUUCUAAAGUCCAAAAUAUGAUAUUUAGUUUAAAUAUACAACAAAUUAUUAAACUAACAUGACAGUGGAAUUAUUCACUGAACAUCAUUACAGUAACUUCGGAAGUCUUAACAUCACCUUAUUUUACAAUGACUGAUAUGUGAAUUUGUAUUUGUUUUUGUUGUUUUAACUUACAUUUUGGAUUUGUUUUUAAAUAAAUGGCAGUAUACGAUAUUAAUAAAUGUUUUAUCUGAAUUGUAUGAUCUGAAUUAGCUUGUCAGUUCUUGGUAAGUGACAAAGUAAGGGGAAAACUCAUUGAUGGAAAAGCCUUUUUAAAGACAUGAAAGAAAUUAAAUGUGUAAUUAAAUAAAUGUCAUUAAAUCAAGGGGGAAAAUGCACAGGUUUUACAUUUUCCAUGUUUGGCUUUAUGUAAGUAUUUACCAUGAAAGUUUAUUACAUCUAAUAUGAAACUCGACAUUAUAUGUAAUCGUAAUAUAAGGGGAUUACAGGUGUUUUGAAUGUAACUCUCUAAUGUUAUUGGAGAAAAACAAGACAUUGUGAAAUUGCAUC
Molecule: messenger RNA, 10755 nt
Organism: Hemibagrus wyckioides
Lineage: Eukaryota; Metazoa; Chordata; Actinopteri; Siluriformes; Bagridae
Gene: dchs2
Product: dachsous cadherin-related 2
Exons: 20
Coding region: 293-9898 (3201 amino acids)
Biological process (GO): homophilic cell-cell adhesion
Cellular component (GO): plasma membrane
Molecular function (GO): calcium ion binding
Source: RefSeq, a predicted model, not a curated record